UUAACAAAUACCUUGAAAACCCUCCCGCGAUUGACGGUUGCCAGGACAACAACAACACCACCUCAGUUAUCCACCAGAGAGACGCUGGAUGCGUAGUCUAACUGACGGAGAACUGUAAUGUCUGAGGCGGCAAAAGACAAAGGUGCUCGCAGGGCUAGUGUAAAGAAACGAGGUAGUGUUUCAUCCUUGGGAAGCCAUGAUGUCAAAGCGAAGGAGACCACAGGCAAGACCAAGGAUUCGCUCAGCACGGUGUCCUACUUGGACGAGGCAGGCCACCAGGAGGAAAACGCCCGCCUGGUGCAGAUGGAGAACACCUACAUCAUGGCCGGCCCGUCCAAACGGUUCCCAGUGCUGGUGGUGACGGACAUUCUGAAGGACGUGCUGGGGAGCUACCUGCAGGAGGAGAAGUACGACGCAGAGCUGUGUCGACAGAUGACCAAGACCAUAUCAGAAGUGGUGAAGGCCCGCAUCAAGGAGCUGUUGAUCCCCAGGUACAAGGUGGUGGUGCUGAUCAGCAUCGGGCAGCUGGGGGAGCAGAGCAUGUACCUGGGCAGCCGCUGCCUCUGGGACGCGGCCAGCGACACGUUUGCCACGCACGCCUUCAAGAACAGCUCUCUGUUGGCCGUGGCCAGUGUUUACGCUGUGUACUUUGAAUGAGUCACGCACAGACGAAGACCCAGAUCGGGGACUGAUGGCCGGUGGCCAUCCCAACCAUGAUAUGUUUGCUAUCAUGGUAAUAAACGUUGCGUUGCUUUGGCUUUUA
This is a messenger RNA of Gadus macrocephalus (Pacific cod), 763 nucleotides long. RefSeq names its product dynein light chain Tctex-type family member 5 (gene dynlt5). The record is from RefSeq and is a predicted model, not a curated record. The transcript is spliced from 5 exons. NCBI's taxonomy places the organism in Eukaryota, Metazoa, Chordata, Actinopteri, Gadiformes, Gadidae. The coding region runs from base 118 to 657 and encodes 179 amino acids. Gene Ontology annotation, molecular function: dynein intermediate chain binding. Gene Ontology annotation, cellular component: cytoplasmic dynein complex; cytoplasm. Gene Ontology annotation, biological process: microtubule-based movement.